Messenger RNA from Bubalus bubalis (water buffalo), 2269 nucleotides. Its product is annotated as testis-expressed protein 13A. The record is from RefSeq and is a predicted model, not a curated record. The transcript has 4 exons. NCBI's taxonomy places the organism in Eukaryota, Metazoa, Chordata, Mammalia, Artiodactyla, Bovidae. Bases 88 to 1296 code for a protein of 402 amino acids.
UCUCUGAAGGGAGGGCGGGAGAGAAAUAGAGAUCAAAAACGUUUCUUUUGCUGUGGGCCAGCCAAGCCCCAAAGGCACUCAGUCAUCAUGGCCUUGAAACCCGAAGACCCAAGUAGUGGGUUCUGGCAUGGUAAAGUGAUGGCUUUCAUCAACGAGAGGAUGUCCAGGCACGCGAAAGGCCCAGAGUUCUACCUCGAGAAUCUCUCUCUGUCCUGGGAGAAGGUGGAGGAUAAGUUCAAGGCCAUCCUAGAGGACUGUCAGGUGCCCGGCCAGGCCAAAGAGGCCUGUGCCUGGAGCAGCCUGGCCCUGGGCAUGCGUUUUGCCUGCAGACAGAACCAGUUACACGGGCACAGGGUGCAGUGGCUGCACGACUUAGCUGGGCUGCACAAGUCGGCCGCACAUGCUUUGGCCUCAGACCUCAAGUUGUUCGUGGCACAGCACGAGAUGGAAUGUAAGGAAACAGCCUUCCAGCUGCAACAAAUGCAGGCCAACCUGGAGAAGAUGCGGAAGGAAAGGGAUCAGCUGAGGUCGAAGCUCUUCCAGGCAGAGCUGGAGUCUCUGCGGGAACGAGCUGCCAAGGGACCAGGUCUGGCUAUGGCCACUGCCAGUGGGCCUGAGACACAAGGAACCAGUGAAGAGGAAGAGGAGGAGGCAGGGGCCACUGCUACUCCUGCUCCCGCUUCUGAAGCCACAAGAGGAGAAAGACAGGAGGAUGCGGAAGGGGCGGGAGCUGCGGGGGCAGAGGAAGCUGAGGAGGCAGCAGAGGAGAUGGUUGUAGACAUUAUGCAGCUUCUCAGCGAUAUAUACCAGAAAAGUCACACCUCUGGUGGGCAGAGGAAGGGAGAUUGCAGGUCCAUGGAAAGAGCCAGGCGUUAUCUAUGUAAAACAACCAAGUCCAUGUAUACAGCCUCUCCAUGGAACCUUCCUGUCGAGCUCCCUGCCUCAUUCACAUACUCAUCUCCUUUUCUAGAUGCACCCACACCAUCCACACCCACAUUAUCCCCAAGCGCAUCAUCCUCACCAGCAGCAGCAGUCACAGCAGGAGCUCCAGCUCAAGCAUCUCCCCAUUGCAGGCCCUUUGAUGUUAGCUUGUGGUCUAAUGGGGGGGGGGCCUGGGGAAUAGACCGUCAAGAACCCACCAGAAAUAGGAGUGACUAUGAUCCCCAUCAGCAAAGAAAACCUACAGCAUUUCGAAGGCCAGGGGAUUGGAACUGCCUUUGGUGUAAAGCCAUGAAUUUUUCAAGGCAGAAAAUUUGCUUCCACUGUGGGAGAGAUAUCUGGCUACAGAACCCUUGAUUCAAAAAUGUCAAACAGAGUAGAAACUUAACUGAUGGGAGAUCAGUUUUCAGAGGGAGGGGAAGGGGAGGCGCGGAAGAGGGCUUGGGAAGAAUAGAGAGAAAGGGUGGGUGGUUAAAUAGGGGAAAGGAGUUGUGAGAGAGGAGGUGAAAGGGGUGGGAGAGAAGGUAUGGGAUAGUGAUUGGGGAAGAUGUAGAUUGGGGGGUUAAGGGGAGAGAGAUAUAUGGAGAAAAAGACUUGUUUUUGACAACCCCGUUUGUGUUCCAGACCACUAGCCUUCGACACGCUAGAACUGCUGCAGCUUCUGUUUGUAUUUCUUUUCCCAAACCUAGUAUCUGGUGGACCUGGGCAGCCAGUAUAUAGCACCCCAACUCCCUGCAUUACCCCUCCCUUCACUAGGCUGUAGAUCAUUGGAGCAGGAGUGGACUAGUGGGGAUUCCUGCAUCCCACGUCUCCAGGAAUGAACUGGACAAGAAGUUCAUUCAUGUUCUGAGCAAGUUAUAUGAGAAACAAAGCAGACCUGAAGUUAACCCCAGGUUUACAACAGGGCACAGAUUCACCAAUCCUAAAGGAAUCCCUCAGGGCUUCAUACAGAGGACGCCAGCACCAGCUGCAGACAAGGACUGCUGUCGUUGUUCAGCCUCCUGACAAGAGAAUCGUCCCCAGUCUUCACUUCCAACUAGGGACAGGCAGAUCUGAACAGGGAACUUGUGCCACUGCCAAGCUCACAGGUGGAAUGAUGUUGAGAAAUUAUACCUGGACCAGACUGAGGCACAACUGGAGGAGCCCUGAACAUUCACUGGGAACUGUGACCCUAAAGAUUGAAACUUUUUAUGACCCUAAACUAACCCUGGGACAUUUCUACAGCAGCUUGAUGUGACUCUUGGUUGUCUCCUUUGGGGGCAGAUGUGCAUAAUUGUUACCAGGAUCUGUUGCCAGAUCCCUAGCUAGUUAUUAAAAGGCUUUCACUUGA